Vespa mandarinia (Asian giant hornet) is the source of this 3274-nucleotide messenger RNA. It is a transcript of the gene Ubc2, whose product is annotated as ubiquitin conjugating enzyme 2. The record is from RefSeq and is a predicted model, not a curated record. NCBI's taxonomy places the organism in Eukaryota, Metazoa, Arthropoda, Insecta, Hymenoptera, Vespidae.
UGGCGGUGGCGACGGGGCCGGGCAGAGUCAACAUCCGGCGACGACGGUCAGAGAGAUGCGCACGUUUCGUCGGCGCUCGUCGUGGAAGGAAGGACGCCGCGAUCGCGAUUUCGGGACAUGAAAGGGAGAUGAAUGAUCGCGAGAGGGAGACGACGAGGAGGACGUGAGAGAAGCGCCGGUGCUUCCGGGGGUGUCGAAGAAGAAGAAGAGACGACAACAGAAACAGAGAGAAAGCGCGAAAGAGAGAGAGAGGGAGAGAGAGAGAGAAAGAGAGAGCGACGACGAUUCGAACGAAUCUCUUUGCUUUUUCCACGCUCGUGUGCUGUUUACCCAACCUUUCCCCCUUCGUGAAUGGUGUUGUGCUUUAAGAUCGACGCGCGUCCCUACCCUUUUUCUUCUUCUUCUUCUUCCUCUCGACUUUGCUCGCGUAAUCCUUGUGUGUUAACGAUUCGGUUAUAGAAACAUGUCGUCCGGGGCAGGGUCAAGUGGAACUGGAAGAGGUCGUGGUUCAUCGUUGGCAGACAAUAAGCCAGAAAAUAAAGAAACCAAGCCAAAUCCAAAGAUGUCAAAAGCUCUAGGAACUUCUGCUAAAAGGAUACAGAAAGAAUUGGCUGAAAUCACAUUAGAUCCACCUCCAAAUUGCAGUGCAGGGCCAAAAGGAGAUAAUUUGUAUGAAUGGGUAUCUACGAUAUUGGGUCCUCCAGGUUCUGUAUACGAAGGAGGUGUAUUUUUUCUUGACAUACACUUUUCUCCAGAAUACCCUUUUAAGCCUCCAAAGGUCACAUUCCGAACACGUAUUUAUCAUUGCAAUAUUAACAGUCAAGGAGUGAUCUGUUUGGAUAUACUGAAAGACAAUUGGUCUCCUGCACUUACAAUUUCGAAAGUGUUACUUUCUAUAUGCUCCCUUCUCACAGACUGUAAUCCAGCUGAUCCUUUAGUGGGUAGUAUAGCAACACAAUAUUUACAAAACAGAGAAGAACACGAUCGCAUAGCACGGCUAUGGACCAAGCGUUAUGCUACAUGAGCAUAUUUGUAAUACAUAUGUAACUCCUAUUAGUCUCAUGCCAAGUUCUCAUCAACUGCUGUUCUCAUCAAAACGUCUCACAAUAGCUAUUAUACAUCUUUAUCCAUGAUUAUACUGGUCAAGAAACUGUACGUGAAGACCUUUUGAGAUCAGCUUGACCAUGAUUGUGAUGUGCUUUAUUUCAAGAAUGUAAUGUGCCUAAGAUGAAUGAAUGUGUGUGCAAGUAUAAUGUGUUAGGGCAUGAAAUAGGAGUUUUUCACCUAAAAAUUAUGACGGGAUAGUAUUUAAAUGGAUUGUAUUGUAUGCAAACAAUACUAAGCCGAUACUGCUAAUACUUGUAGGGUAGGUGAUAUCAUGAACAAUAUAAUUAAAAAUUAAAUUAUAAGUAAACUAGGUGCAUAGUUUAUGAAACGUGAAUCUAGAAAGGCACGAUUCUCCACAAUGUAAACUCCAAUAUUUUUAUAUUUACUCAAUUUUAUUAUAUUUUUAAAUUAUAUUGUUUAAAUAUAAUUUUAAUUCAAUUUUUAUCCAAAUUGGCCAUACCAACAUUACGUGCACCUAUUCGGAAUUUUUACCAAGUACAUCUUCUCCAAAGAUAAUAUUGGUAUUUGCAAGAACAUAAAAUCCAAUUAUAAUAUUUGGGGCCACCUGCAAAAUCUUUGUAACUGUAAAUAAAUAUCAUUUCCUGUAUAUUCGAACUAGUACAUUGAAGAAACUGAAAUUUCUAUUGUCUACAUGUGUAUGUAUAAAUUGUCUUAUACUUAUAUAGCCAUAAGUAUUCCGUACUAUCUCAUUACUGUACUUCAUUACUUUUUUUUGGUAUUUGUACUUCGUUUUCCUUUAGGAAAAUGGCUGUGUCACAAAACAAAUUAAGAAAUGUUUUACUCAUUUUCUAAUCUUUUGUGUAGUAGCCAUUUCGUAUUCAAUGUGUUCAGUAAAGUAUUGAAAUUUUGGUUUUUUUCUUUUUUACUAAGAAAGAUCUUAGUAAAAUCUUAGAUCUAUUGGAUUAUAUGUUAUCGAUCAAUUUAUACAAAUUUUUCUUUCAUGUGAUUUUUUUAUAAUUAAGACAUGUUUAUGACAAGAAACGAAAGAUAAUGGCUUUUAAUGGCAAGGUGGACCAACAGACCACUUUGUAAAUAAUUCAGAUCAAAGGAGCAAGUUGUUGCUUGGAAAAUUGGGUGGUAAUGUGUGUGACUGCAAUUUAUAUACCUUGUAAUAAACAAUCAGUAAAACUCAUUCAAUUUAACAUUGUACAGUUUUAUGAUGUAAACUAAGCUUUUAAGAUUUUUCUCUUCGAUGUCAAAUUCUCUUGUAAAUAUCACUGUGUGAAAUGACUUUGCAUGAGAGGUGAGACUCUCUCGCUCUCUUUCACUCUCUCUCUCUCUCUCUCUCUUUCUCUCUCUCUCUCUCUCUCUCUCUGUCUUUCUCUUUCACUUACACACCUUCAUUAUAGAUAUAACCAUUUUAUUCAUAAUUUUACUCGGUUCCCCGAUUAUUUGAGAAUGUUAGGUCUUCUCGUUUUUGUAAACUGUUGAACGAACAUCAAAUUUUGUAUGUUGCUUAAUGUGAAAGCGGCGCAUUAAUUCUAUUUAGGAAUUGUAAAUACGUCGAUAUACAUACAUAUUUGUCGAACGUGCAUAUUUGCUGUUUAUAAGAGUAGUAAUGGAAUAUAAUCAAUCUUGCUCUUCCUUAACUAGAGAGAGCUGCAGAAACAAAAACAAAAAAAAUUUAUCUAUGGAAGUGCAUAAUGCAGUUUACUAUAAUCAUGUUAAAUAUCAAUUUAAUUAAGGAUCGCUCUCCGUUGUAUUCCUUUUUGUAUUCCUUUUGUAACAAAUCAUCAGGGAAAACGUUUCAUUCCAAGAAAAUAAUUAAUUUCAAUUUUUAUUCAUUCUUUUUUUGAGAGAUUUCUUUAUCCAUAAGCUCUUUGAUUAAAUGAUAUUUCGUUUUGCAAUUUUUAUCAAAUAAAGAGAUUACGUUAUAUUGUAUUUUAAACAUAUUUCAUAUGUUCAAAGUUAUGCUGCAUUAUUCACAGAGAUAAAUAUGUGCUAUUCACAAAAACUAUUUAACUGAUGAAUGCGAUUGUAAUCUCUCUCAUUCACUAAAGACAGAAAGAGGCUACAGCUCUGGUGAUAUCAAAAUGGCAAAAUAAAAAAAAAAAAAGAGAAAUGAGAGAUCCACUAAUCCUAAUCAAUGAUGGAUGUUAGUCUGCUACCGAAUGGUCUGCAUAAAUAUAAAUUACAAUAAAAUAAA